CGGCACAAUGUCUGGCAGAGGCAAGGGCGGGAAGGGGCUCGGCAAGGGGGGCGCCAAGCGCCACCGCAAGGUGCUGCGCGACAACAUCCAGGGCAUCACCAAGCCGGCCAUCCGCCGCCUGGCUCGGCGCGGCGGCGUGAAGCGCAUCUCGGGGCUGAUCUACGAGGAGACGCGCGGCGUGCUGAAGGUGUUUUUGGAGAACGUGAUCCGCGACGCCGUCACCUACACCGAGCACGCCAAGAGGAAGACGGUGACGGCCAUGGACGUGGUCUAGGCCCUCAAGCGCCAGGGACGCACCCUCUACGGCUUCGGCGGCUAAAGCUCUCCGCUCCCGCACCAUCUCAAGAACCCAAAGGCUCUUUUAAGAGCCACCCACUUCGUUCUAAGAAGAGCU
Messenger RNA from Fulmarus glacialis (Northern fulmar), 394 nucleotides. RefSeq names its product histone H4 type VIII. The coding region runs from base 8 to 274 and encodes 88 amino acids. Gene Ontology annotation, molecular function: protein heterodimerization activity; structural constituent of chromatin; DNA binding. Gene Ontology annotation, cellular component: nucleosome. NCBI's taxonomy places the organism in Eukaryota, Metazoa, Chordata, Aves, Procellariiformes, Procellariidae. The transcript has a single exon. The record is from RefSeq and is a predicted model, not a curated record. Gene Ontology annotation, biological process: nucleosome assembly.